ACCUAACCUAAAACUACACAAGAAGUACAUUCAGCAUUAGCACUGUUCAAUUACAAGUUAAGAUGGGAGAGAUUAUUUAUGAUAAUGUGGUCAGCACUGAGUCUGAAGGAAUGAACAGACAGAGAACAGAGAUGAUGGUGGACAUCUAUGAAUGUACAGAUUCUGUGAGAGAUCACGACUUCAGGACCGAAACAAACACACACCAAAAACUUCAAUGUACAGAAAGUGAGUGUGUAAUGAACAGAAGAUACAGAUCAGCUACAUGUACAGUGUGUUUGGUGCUGCUGUGUGUUCUUCUACUGACUGCAGUCAUAGUGCUGUGUGUCCUCAUCAAUACAAACAAUCAACAGUUUAACAUCAAGACCAAAAACCUCACAGAAGAGAGAGACCAGCUACUAACCAAAUAUACCAACAUCACAGAAGAGAGAGAUGAAUUAAUAGCCAAGUAUAAUAAUAUUACUAAACUAAAGGAGAAGCUGAAGGAGAAAAAUAAACUGUGGACACAACUUUAUGGUAAUCUUGACGCUACACGAAAACAAAAAGUAAAAGUAAAAAGUGUGGUUAAGUGUGAUGGAUGGAUUUACUAUCAGUCCAGUUUGUACUUCAUUUCAUCUGAUUGGAAAACCUGGACUGAGAGCAGAAGAUACUGUAGAGAGAGAGGAGCAGAUCUAAUCAUCAUUAACAACAAAGAGGAACAAGAUUUUAUUAACAAGAAUUCUGGUAAGGACAAUCUCUGGAUUGGUUUGUCUGACAGUGAUGUAGAGGGCAGAUGGAAAUGGGUUGAUGGCAGCACACAGAGCUAUAGCUUCUGGGCGUCUGGAGAACCCAAUGGAGGUAGAAGAGAGAACUGUGUUGUGUCUUAUUCGUCAGGAUGGGUUGAUUACUCCUGUGUAAUCGCUUUUAAAUGGAUCUGUGAGAAGAGCACACAGCAAGUUUUGUCAGAUGUUUGUUUAUUCAGUAAAUUGUGAACACGCAUAUAAAGAUAAUUCUCUCUUAAGGACCUUGAACUACAGUAUUUCAGGAAAUUCUAGUACGUCUAAAGAUUGUCAUGUAUAUUUAUUGUAGGGUGAUGCAAUUAUUGAUCUGUCUCCUGUAGUUUACACUGAUACAUUGUAAUAAGUGCAAUACUAUGAAGGGCUUACUAUUAAUGCAUCCACCGUAGCAUAUUCCUUUAAAAUACCUUCAGUGCUUCAGUGUUUCAUCAAGGAAAUUCACACUGUGUGACCACCAGUGUUGACUCUUACUACUUUUAUGUUUUGUGACUACUAAAUAAAGACACUUUCUUAUCUUAAACUCAUUCACAGAGAUGAUAGUGAACUUUACACCCUUACUAAAUGUGUUAAUUCCUUUUCUUCUGCAGCUGCUUCACUAUGGCCAACCAUUCUGCAUAAGUUUGAGCAGCAAUUACCUUUGGACAUUUUAUAGGUAUGCAGGGCAG
Molecule: messenger RNA, 1438 nt
Organism: Misgurnus anguillicaudatus (oriental weatherfish)
Lineage: Eukaryota; Metazoa; Chordata; Actinopteri; Cypriniformes; Cobitidae
Source: RefSeq, a predicted model, not a curated record